Rhinopithecus roxellana (golden snub-nosed monkey) is the source of this 480-nucleotide messenger RNA. RefSeq names its product ATP synthase membrane subunit f (gene ATP5MF). The record is from RefSeq and is a predicted model, not a curated record. Gene Ontology annotation, biological process: proton motive force-driven mitochondrial ATP synthesis. Gene Ontology annotation, molecular function: proton-transporting ATP synthase activity, rotational mechanism. The transcript has 4 exons. NCBI's taxonomy places the organism in Eukaryota, Metazoa, Chordata, Mammalia, Primates, Cercopithecidae. The coding region runs from base 74 to 340 and encodes 88 amino acids.
UCCCGGAUGGAGCGUGCAUUUCCUACCCCGCCGCCCUAGCGCGGCCAGGCACAGCGGACACCAGGACUCCAAGAUGGCGUCAGUCGUACCAGUGAAGGACAAGAAACUUCUAGAGGUCAAACUGGGGGAGCUGCCAAGCUGGAUCUUGAUGCGGGACUUCAGCCCUAGUGGCAUUCUCGGAGCAUUUCAAAGAGGUUACUACCGGUACUACAACAAGUACAUUAACGUGAGGAAAGGGAGCAUCUCGGGGAUUACCAUGGUGCUGGCAUGCUAUGUGCUCUUCAACUACUGCAUUUCCUACAAGCAUCUCAAGCACGAGCGGCUCCGCAAAUACCACUGAAGAGGACAUGCUCUGCACCACCCCCCGACCCCAGGACCUUGGCCUGAGCCCCUCCGUGAGGAACACAAUCUCGAUCGUUGCUGAAUCCUUUCAUGUCCUAAUGGGAAUUAACCUCCAAAUAAAAGAUGACUGGUACGUGU